AUGAUCACCUCCGUAGAGGGUCAACGCAGGAGACUCCUACGAGCGUUGAACAGUCGAUACAUUUACGGCCAGAUUCCUCUCCUACACGCCAUCAUCUUCCUCCUCGAGAUGGCCGCCGUAUCGAUCCUCACGCGCAAAUUCAACUCCUACUAUGCCAGCAGACCAGUGCUCACGACGAUGAUCACCAAUGCCGUCCUCGGAGGCAUAGCAGACACCGUCGCGCAGUCCAUCACCGCCAUACGCCAAGUCGCCGUUCGCAAGCCCGGCGGAGCGAGCAAAGACGACUUCCUCGCGAUCGAGAUCAGCGCGCUUGACAGGAAGAACCCAUGGCCUCCGGGGGAGAUCAUCCCAGACUCCAAGAACCUUCCUCCGCCCUUCGACUUCGAGCGGCUGGUCCGAUUCAUGUCUUACGGCUUUAUGAUGGCGCCGGUCCAGCACAAAUGGUUCGGCUUCUUGGCCAAGACGUUCCCGGUUACCAAGCUUGCGGGUACUCUGCCGGCCCUUAAGAGAGUCGCCUUCGAUCAGUUCCUGUUUGCGCCAAUCGGUCUUGCGUGCUUCUUCACCUUCAUGACUGUUGCCGAGGGCGGCGGGAAGCGUGCCGUCCAACGCAAGUUCCAGGACGUGUAUGUGCCUGCGUUGAAGGCGAACUACCUGGUGUGGCCGGCUGUGCAGAUCCUCAACUUCAGGGUGAUGCCCAUCCAGUUUCAGAUUCCCUUCGUCUCGACUGUCGGUAUAGCAUGGACCGCUUACCUGUCGCUCACCAACUCUUCGGAGGAAUCGUAG
Molecule: messenger RNA, 783 nt
Organism: Coniosporium apollinis CBS 100218
Lineage: Eukaryota; Fungi; Ascomycota; Dothideomycetes
Exons: 6
Coding region: 1-783 (260 amino acids)
Cellular component (GO): membrane; cytoplasm
Source: RefSeq, a predicted model, not a curated record